GACUAAAGCUCCACAACUAGCAUGGCCAUUUUGGUCGGGGAUUCUGGGAGUUGCAGUCCAAAAUAUCUUUUCCGCAGACAUUGGGACUGACUCUAAUAGAGCGUCAGUCAUGUUAGUUCUGCUGAAGCCAGUUUCAGACAUGGGCUUCUCUCCACUGCUGGCCCAGCUGCCUUUCUCUGGGCAAUGUUUGGACGUCCGCAAGACGAACACAGAUCAUGGUUUAUAAUUACCACCAUUAAAAAUAGCAAUUGAAUAAACUGAAUGCAGUGAGGCUGUUGUGUAACCAACUACCAGGCUAGAAGGAAGAGCCAGAAGAGUGUCAUCUUCUAAAACCGUCAACUACUGUCAACAGGGAGCAGCUCCCCCAAAAGAAUGUCUUGGGAUUCUCUGCAUGGUGAUGAUUUGCGGCGCCCCAGGAUACGAGCAGGUUCAAGCACCACUUCCAGCAGCCAGAAAGGCUCUGAGACACCAGAACUGGGAGCACUCCAGCGCAUGCUGUGGACACCCAUACCUUUACAUGGCAAUGUCAAUGAAGUCUGGCCUAACCUCUAUAUUGGAGAUCUGUAUAUAGCCCGUAACAUAGAGCAGCUUCGUCAUAUGGGAAUCACCCAUAUUGUGAAUGCUGCUGCUGGAAAAUUUCACAUUGACACUGGAGCCAAAUUCUAUAAAGACCUGCCAGCGGACUACUAUGGUGUUGAAGCAGAUGAUGAUCCAAAAUUCAAUCUCAGUAUUUACUUCCACUCAACUGCUAAAUAUAUCCGAGCAGCACUGAACACACCAAAAGGUAAAGUAUUAGUCCACUGUGCCAUGGGCAUAAGUCGCUCAGCAACCCUUGUGCUUGCCUUCUUGAUGAUCUGUGAAAACAUGACCCUUGUGGACGCCCUAAAGUCUGUGCGGGAACACAGAGGGGUCUGUCCAAACUCUGGUUUCCUCAGCCAGCUUCGCGAUCUUGACAUUCAACUAGCAAGAGAAAGAGGGAGAAAGAGCUGAUCCCCUGAAACUUUCAGUGAAGGAUAUUUAUGCUGCGAUUCAAGCCUAAGGAAAAAGUCAGGAAGACAACAUCUCAAGGGAGCAUCUGAACUCUGGCUCUGUGCGCUAGUAAAUAUUUCUGGGUAGCGAAAUGAAAAAUAGUUGUGUAUUUCUUUGAUGUUCACAACUCAUUUGAGAUUAAAGGAGUGCCAGAAACCUGGCAUACAUAUGUGA
Molecule: messenger RNA, 1203 nt
Organism: Anolis carolinensis (green anole)
Lineage: Eukaryota; Metazoa; Chordata; Lepidosauria; Squamata; Anolidae
Product: dual specificity protein phosphatase 13B
Exons: 4
Coding region: 373-990 (205 amino acids)
Biological process (GO): protein dephosphorylation; negative regulation of MAPK cascade
Cellular component (GO): cytoplasm
Molecular function (GO): MAP kinase phosphatase activity; protein tyrosine/serine/threonine phosphatase activity
Source: RefSeq, a predicted model, not a curated record